CAGGUGCUGAGGGAUCCAGUCUCUAUCACCUGUGGACACAGGUUCUGCAGACAGUGCAUCACCAGAUACUGGGAGAAACCUGCUCCUUCAGGAGACUAUGACUGUCCUCAGUGUAGAAAGAGAUCCAGAACACGGCCUGUACUACAGCAGCUGAGUCAACCCAAUAAAACAAGAGGCUCUGAAAACAUGGAUGACAGCCUGCAGAGAGCUAUAGUAAACCAUAAAGACAGUCUGAAAAGGAGGUAUGAAUGUGUGAUAGAAGGUAUGGAAAAAGCAGGGAACCAAACUCCCCUCAACAGGAUUUACACAGAGCUCUACAUCACAGAGGGAGAGAGUGAAGGGGUUAACAAUGAACAUGAGGUGUGGCAGCUAGAGACAGCAUCCAGGACACCAACCUCACAUGACACAGCAAUCCACUGCAAUGACAUCUUUAAACCCUUACCAGGCCAAGAGAGAAGCAUCAGAACUGUGCUGACGAAGGGCAUCGCUGGCAUCGGAAAAACAGUCUCUGUGCAGAAGUUCAUCCUAGACUGGGCUGAAGAGAAGGCGAACCAAGAUGUGGAUAUCAUAUUUGUGCUUCCUUUCCGGGAGCUGAACUUGAUUAAAGAUCUCCAGUACAGUCUUCUCAGACUUUUAAAUGGCUUCCACCCAGAACUAGACAUAGGCAAUGCAAAGAAACUCACUGCCUGUAAAGCUAUGUUCAUCUUUGAUGGUUUGGAUGAAAGCAGACUUCCAUUGGAUUUCCAGCACAAUGAAAAGGUGUCUGAUGUCACACAGACAUCGUCUGUCGAUGUUCUGCUGACAAACCUCAUCAUGGGGAACCUGCUUCCCUCUGCUCUCCUAUGGAUAACCUCCCGACCAGCAGCAACCAAUCAGAUCCCCCCUAAGUGUGUUGACCAGGUGACAGAGGUACGAGGGUUCAAUGACCCACAGAAGGAGGAGUAUUUCAGGAAGAGAUUCAGUGAUGAGGACCUGGCCAGCAGAAUCAUCUCACACAUAAAGACAUCAAGGAGCCUCCACAUCAUGUGCCACAUGCCAGUGUUCUGUUGGAUUUCUGCAAUAGUCCUUGAACACAUGUUGAGUACAGACAAGAGGAGAGAUAUGCCCACGACUCUGACUGAGAUGUCCAUACACUUCCUGCUCAUUCAGACCAGCCUGAAGAACCAGAAAUAUCAUGGAAGAGAUGAGAUGGAUCAACAGGAGCUCAUGGAGUCAGAUAAGGAAAUUCUUCUGAAGCUGGGGAAGCUGGCGUUUGAAAAUCUGGAGAAGGGUAAUCUCAUGUUCUAUGAAGAAGACCUGAAAGAGUGUGGCAUUGAUGUCAAAGAAGCCUCAGUGUACUCAGGAAUGUGCACACAAAUCUUUAAAGAAGAGUCUGUGUUAUUUCAGAGAGUGGUGUACUGCUUUGUUCAUCUGAGCAUUCAGGAGUUUCUCUCAGCUGUCUACAUGUACCAUUGUUACACAACCAAGAACAUGGAUGCACUGAAGCCCUUCCUCAAGAGAAAGUCUAGAGCUGCAUCUGAAGAGCUAACCUUGCAUGAGCUGCUGAAGAGUACCGUGGAUAAAGCCUUGGAGAGCAAGAACGGACACCUGGACCUCUUUGUCCGCUUCCUUCAUGGCAUGUCACUGGAGUCCAAUCAGAAACUCCUACGAGGUCUGGUGACACAGACAGAAAGCAGUCCAGACAGCAUCCAGAAAACAAUCCGAUCCCUUAAGGUGAUGCAGAGGAAGAACAUCUCCCCUGAGAGGUGCAUCAAUCUCUUCCACUGUCUGAUAGAGAUGAAAGACCAUUCAGUACAGGAGGAAAUCCAAGCGUACUUGAGGUCAGAGAAGAGAUCCAAAAACCUCACACUUUCUCAGUGUUCAGCACUGGCCUACAUGCUACAGAUAUCAGAGGAGGUUCUGGAUGUGUUUGACCUGAAGGUAUACAAGACAUCAGAGGAGGGUGGUAGGAGACUGCUCCCAGCUGUGAGAGGCUGCAGGAAAGCUCUGUAAGUAUUCAUGGAAAUAUCCCACACCAAAAUACAUUGUAGUUACAGCAGCAUUUUUAUUGGCUGACUGGCUCUGUAAGUACUCAUGUGACUAUCCCUCAGACCAAACUUUACUGUAUGUAAGAACAACAAUAUUUUCAUUGGCUGACUAAACUUUCUAUCAGCUGAAAAGU
Molecule: messenger RNA, 2161 nt
Organism: Coregonus clupeaformis (lake whitefish)
Lineage: Eukaryota; Metazoa; Chordata; Actinopteri; Salmoniformes; Salmonidae
Product: NLR family CARD domain-containing protein 3-like
Exons: 2
Coding region: 187-1992 (601 amino acids)
Source: RefSeq, a predicted model, not a curated record